UUUUUCUAAAAGAGGCUUUUGAGACUUCCUCAUCUGUUCGAGGGAGUGAAGUAACUUGGCGGUCUCUCUUCUAUAAUUCUUAACCCGAUCUAAUUUCCCAGUAAAAUCCUAUCUUUUGUAGGAAUGACGUAGCAGUCCCCUUCCGCUGAAAUCUGCUAUCGGAGACUUUCAGUUUCAGAGAUUCGACCGUUCGACUGCCUCGCUUUGUCGUCUGGAAUCAAAAUCCAGUAGUAGUAGGUGGAGAAGCGGUAGGGUUAGGGUUAGGGUUAGGGUUUGUUCGGUUUCGACUGUUCUGUUUCUUGUUGUACCAUGUACGCUGAUCGAGUGGAUGCUGGGACCAAGAGGUCUGUGAAGGAGCGGCUUAACGGGAACACCGAAGAAGAUUUUGGUCGAAGUAGACAGACCAAUAACAAGAGGCAGAGGCCAAAUGAUGACAAGUGGGAACAUGAUCUCUUCAAGGAUGACAAUGAAUCCCGUGUUGCAAACCGCAAAGUUGACGCCAGAGAUCUUCGGUUGAAGCUCCAAAAGAAGAACUCACCGCAAGCAUAUCAAAGUGGAAAGGGUAAUCUUGCAGGUGGUGUCCGGGAUCUACGUGAAAAGCUGUCUGGCACAAUGCAAUCACAACCAGUAAACACUGAUCCCCCAAAGUCAAAACCAGCAGCAGAGGUUGCUAAACCUGCUAGAAAAAGUGUUGCAGUUGAAGCCUCAGCACCAGAAACCAAAAAAGCUCCACCUUCAAUUUCUUCAAGGAAAAAGACUCAACAAAAGGAUGAAAAAUCAAUGGAAGGCUUGUUGCAGUCUCUUGGUCUUGAAAAAUAUCAGAUUAUUUUUCAGGCUGAAGAAAUUGACAUGACUGCUCUGAUGCACAUGACUGAUGAGGAUCUCAAGGCGUUGGGGAUUCCAAUGGGUCCUAGGAAGAAGAUACUUUUGGCCUUGGAUACCAGAGCCUGAAACUGGGGGUGGAGUGAUUUUCUGUUAAAUCUGGCUUUGAGCCAUCUUCGUACAACAGUGAACAAUUACAAGCUUGUGUUUGAGUUGGUAUGAGGCUUGUCAUGUAUCCUCUUUGGAUUAAUUAUUUGGUUGUAUUGCUGAAAAUUGCUUCAACAGGAUAGAGAAGUAGAGGUGUCAAAACCAAUGGAAUCAAUAUGUUGGGCCUGAGGGAAGAUGUUUAGUUUAACAAAUUUUAUUGGCAUCUCUGUAUUGAGGUUUUUGAUCCUUUCUAAUUCAAGAUCUUGUUCAGUCC
This is a messenger RNA of Macadamia integrifolia, 1243 nucleotides long. Its product is annotated as ankyrin repeat and SAM domain-containing protein 6. Gene Ontology annotation, molecular function: protein binding. The record is from RefSeq and is a predicted model, not a curated record. NCBI's taxonomy places the organism in Eukaryota, Viridiplantae, Streptophyta, Magnoliopsida, Proteales, Proteaceae. The transcript is spliced from 6 exons. The coding region runs from base 310 to 951 and encodes 213 amino acids.